GUAGUUUCUAACGUAAUGUCGCACUGAGGGAACACCACGCGACAACUGUAGACAAGAUGGCGACUGCGGUCUGUGCUCGAUGUGUAUGUUAAGUUAAGACACCGCUGGUAGAGAAACAGGUAAGCCAUGCCCUGGGAGAAGGUAGUUGUACCACUGGCUGCCUUCACCAUGAUGAUGUGAAGUGGGCAUGACUGACUGUGAUGGACAGGUGUAAGCACGUAGGUCGCUUGAGGCUUGCGCGGGACCACUCCAUCCUGAACCCGCAGAAAUGGCACUGCGUGGACUGCAACACCACCGAGUCUGUCUGGGGGUGCCUCAGCUGUUCGCACGUGGCCUGCGGACGCUACAUAGAGGAGCAUGCACUUCAGCACUUCCAGGAGCAGCACCACCCUUUGGCCCUGGAGGUGAACGAGCUGUACGUUUUCUGCUACCUGUGUGACGACUAUGUGCUGAACGACAACAACACAGGUGAUCUGAAGCUGCUGCGCAGUACGCUUAGCGCCAUCAAGAGCCAGCGCUAUGAGGUCACCACACGGAGCGGACGCACCCUGCGCUCUGCCGCAGCCCCGCCUGAGCAGCCAGGUCCUAGCAACACACGAGAGCUGCAGCUGCGGGACGAGGACCGCAUGUUUACAGCACUGUGGCACCGGCGCCGGGCCCUGAUGGGCCGCAUCUUCCGCGUCUGGUUCGAGCAGACAGACCUCGGGAAGAAGCGCCUGGAGGAGGCGCGCCAGCAGGAGGAAGAGGAGGAGAGGAAGCGUGAGGCUCGAGAAAGGAGACUUAAACUAAAGCGGCAGCUGAGGGAGGAGCUUGAGAGCGCUCCACCCCGGAAAAGCCACCGUAUCCGGAGGCAGAGCCAGAAAGUGUCCACUGUCGUUACUGGACCAGCCAAGCCAGUUAAAUCUGUCAAACACAAGCCAGCUCCUCCCCCUGCUGUAAGGACUCCUAAGAGAAAAACGCCUCAAAGGAGGCCACCGCCCCAAACCAAGGCCAAACAGACUCGAGCUCCGCCCUCAAAAUCGACGGGGGACUCGCCUAUCAAACGGCGGCCCACCGUCACGCCAGGUGUGACUGGCCUGCGCAAUCUUGGCAACACGUGCUACAUGAACUCGAUACUACAGGUUUUGAGUCACCUGCAUGUUUUUAGGGAAUGUUUUUUGAGACUGGAUUUGAACCAGGCCCUGGAGUUGCUGGCCUCCGCCGUCAGCCGCAAGCUGGGGCUCUCGGCUCAGCACAGCACUCAGCCCAAAGCUUCUGGACCAGGCUCAGGGCUCAGCGGCGGGGCAUCUCGCUCACGGAGCAUGGAGCUCAUCCAGCCCAAAGAGCCCAGCUCCAAACACAUCUCACUCUGUCAUGAGUUACACACUUUGUUCCAGGUAAUGUGGUCAGGGAAAUGGGCCCUGGUGUCUCCCUUCGCAAUGCUUCACUCAGUAUGGCAGCUGAUCCCGGCGUUCCGAGGCUACGCACAACAAGAUGCGCAGGAGUUCCUGUGUGAACUCCUGGAUAAGGUCCAACAUGAGCUAGAGCGAACUGGAACGCUAACACCCGCCACUGUGCCAGCCAAUCAGAGACGGCUCAUCAAACAGGUGCUCAGCGUGGUCAACACCAUCUUUCAUGGCCAGCUUUUGAGUCAGGUGAGGUGUUUGUCUUGUGAUCACCGCUCUAACACAGUGGAGCCGUUCUGGGAUUUGUCGUUAGAGUUCCCCGAGCGCUAUCACAGCAACAGCAAGGAUGCUGCUCAGGUUCCAUGUGGGCUGACGGAGAUGCUGGCCAAGUUUACAGAGACUGAGGCUUUAGAGGGAGCCAUUUAUGCUUGUGAUCACUGCAACAAUAAGCGCCGGCGGUUCUGCUCCAAGCAAGUUGUUCUAACAGAAGCUCAGAAGCAGCUAAUGGUCUACAAACUGCCUCACGUUCUACGACUGCACCUCAAACGCUUUAGAUGGUCUGGUCGUAACCACAGGGAGAAGAUUGGUGUUCAUGUUAAGUUUGAGCAGGAGCUGAACAUGGAGCCAUACUGCUGCAAAGACUCCAACACAUCGCCACGGCCCCAACACUUCCUCUACCAGCUCUCUGCUGUUGUGAUGCACCAUGGGAAGGGCUUUGGGUCAGGCCAUUACACAGCUUUCUGCUAUAACACAGAAGGAGGAUUUUGGGUGCACUGUAAUGACUCGAAGCUGAGUGUGUGUGCGGUGGAGGAGGUGUGUAAGGCGCAGGCCUACAUUCUCUUCUACACCCAGAGAAGCUCUCAGGACAAAGGCAAGGCCAGCGACCUCUGACCCCUACUCCGCAGCCAGCCAGCCACAGAGACAUUGUAUUGUAUAUUCUGUUGAUAUGAUGGUGAUGUUAAGACAGUUAGUCUGCACGCGUGUGUGUGUAUGCGUAUGCAGGCGUUUCUGUAUCUGUAGUAGCAGCAGCAGCAGCAGCAUUCAGCCGUUGUGGAAAUGCUCUUAAUGCCUUACACAGAUCUUUGGCAGUUGGCACUCUUGCAGUGAUUGUAGCUGUGUGUACGUGUGUGUGUGUGUGGUGUACGUGCGUGCGUGUGUGUAUAUAAGAGAGUUAAGUAAGAGUCAAGAUGUCAGUUCUAGCAUUAUUGCAGCUUGUUUUUGAGUCUGAGAGGGUCUUUUAAUUUUGUUUUAAUUGUAAACUUUAACGCAGUUUUUUUUUUUUGCUGAAUACUGCCCACAAACCAAAGUGUAGAAAAACACAACUUUUGAAUGUCGACUGUUUUAUCUGAUUUGCUUCAGCCCUCUUUACAAAGGGACAAAGUUGCAAAAGGCAUCACUGUGAUGUCAGUAUCACAGAAGUGUGUGUGUUUGAUUGUGUGUGUGUGUGUGUUGUUUGAUUGUGUGAAACUGACAAUAUUCCCCUCCCAGUCCCCUUAUAAAGUGCCCUGCCAUGUUUGUAGACCAGUUCUUUAAGUCUGUUCUAGUGUUAUCAGCUCCUUUUGAGUAUUUGGAGCAUGACUAAAUGAUUCAGGAUUGUUUUCUUUUUUAUGUUUAGACUUUCCAGAAUGUACUUUUAUAUACUCAGUUCUUGGGUAAACAAGAUUUUUUAUUUUUUUACAAAAGAAAAUGAUUUUAGAGAGAAAAAAAAAACUGUUGUCACCAGCAAAGGCAAAAUGUAUGCUGUAUGUACAUCAUUCACCUGUAUGUAUGAUUUUGAGUAUGUGUGUUUGAGUGAGUGAGGGAGUGAGUGAGUAAGUGUUUUAGUAGCUGAUUGGAUGCAUUUUGUCACUGUUGUGGUUAGCGCCUUCUCUAUGUAGGUGUGUUUGAGUGUGUUUGUGUGGAUGUGUGAGGAAGGAGGUAGUUCUUCUUGGUUUUGAAUCUCUCGCACACCCCUCGGAAUCAUCUGCCUCUGUAUCCGGUUCUUUUCAGUCCACAGCUCACCACUUUUCAGCAGGUAUAGUAAAACUAUGCAAAUUGUUACCUCAAUUUAUAGAGAAAUUUACCUCAAUAAAAUAAUAUUUUUGCAUUUUUCUAGAAAAGAAAACAGACAAAAAGAAAACAAGA
Astyanax mexicanus (Mexican tetra) is the source of this 3509-nucleotide messenger RNA. RefSeq names its product ubiquitin specific peptidase 44 (gene usp44). Gene Ontology annotation, molecular function: cysteine-type deubiquitinase activity; zinc ion binding. Lineage: Eukaryota; Metazoa; Chordata; Actinopteri; Characiformes; Acestrorhamphidae. The transcript has 8 exons. Gene Ontology annotation, biological process: protein deubiquitination. Bases 201 to 2276 code for a protein of 691 amino acids. The record is from RefSeq and is a predicted model, not a curated record. Gene Ontology annotation, cellular component: cytoplasm.